AUGUUGGAGAGUAAUUAUACCAUGCCAACUGAGUUUCUUCUUGUUGGAUUCACAGAUUAUUUGCCUCUCAGGGUCACACUCUUCUUGGUAUUUCUUAUAGUCUAUACGCUAACUGUGGUGGGAAAUCUGGGUUUAAUAAUCUUAGUUCAUAUCAAUCCAAGCCUUCAAACCCCCAUGUAUUAUUUUCUUAGCAACCUGUCUUUCUUAGACAUCUGCUAUUCUACCGCGAUCGCUCCUAAAAUGCUGGUGAAUUUUUUAGCAUCCAGGAAAAGCAUCUCUCCCUAUGGCUGUGCACUACAAAUGUUUUUCUUUGGUUGCUUUGCUGAUGCUGAGUGCCUCAUUCUGGCAGCAAUGGCCUACGACCGCUAUGCAGCCAUCUGUAACCCAUUGCUCUAUUCUACCCUUAUGUCGAGGAGAGUCUGUAUCUGCUUCGUUGUGUUGGCAUACUUCAGUGGGAGUAUGACUUCCAUGGUACAUGUCUGCCUCACAUUCAGGCUGUCAUUUUGUGGCUCUAAUAUUGUCAAUCAUUUCUUCUGUGAUAUCCCACCUCUUCUGGCUUUAUCAUGCACGGACAUCCAUAUCAAUGAGCUUCUGCUCUUUGCCUUAUGUGGUUUCAUCCAGACCAGCACUUUUGUGGUCAUAUUUAUCUCUUACUUCUGUAUCCUCAUCACUGUUUUGAGCAUUAAGUCCUCAGGGGGCAGGAGCAAAACGUUCUCCACUUGUACUUCCCAUUUCAUAGCGGUCUCCUUGUUCUACGGAACACUCCUGUUUAUGUACUUACGUCCCACCACUGACUAUUCCCUGGACACUGACAAGGUAGUUGCAGUGUUUUAUACUGUGGUCUUUCCCAUGUUUAACCCAAUAAUAUACAGUUUCAGAAACAGGGAUGUAAAAAAUGCCCUCAAAAAGCUAUUAGAAAGAAACUGGACUUUCAAAUGA
This is a messenger RNA of Neofelis nebulosa (Clouded leopard), 939 nucleotides long. Its product is annotated as olfactory receptor 5AS1. The coding region runs from base 1 to 939 and encodes 312 amino acids. Gene Ontology annotation, molecular function: G protein-coupled receptor activity; olfactory receptor activity; odorant binding. NCBI's taxonomy places the organism in Eukaryota, Metazoa, Chordata, Mammalia, Carnivora, Felidae. Gene Ontology annotation, cellular component: membrane. The record is from RefSeq and is a predicted model, not a curated record. Gene Ontology annotation, biological process: sensory perception of smell; G protein-coupled receptor signaling pathway. The transcript has a single exon.